This is a messenger RNA of Pollicipes pollicipes, 3489 nucleotides long. Its product is annotated as protein split ends. The transcript has 5 exons. Lineage: Eukaryota; Metazoa; Arthropoda; Thecostraca; Pollicipedomorpha; Pollicipedidae. The record is from RefSeq and is a predicted model, not a curated record. Bases 164 to 2494 code for a protein of 776 amino acids. Gene Ontology annotation, biological process: central nervous system formation; innate immune response. Gene Ontology annotation, cellular component: extracellular region. Gene Ontology annotation, molecular function: growth factor activity; Toll binding.
GCGAGGCGCGUGGCGCUUGUGACAGGGCUCCUCCGUUGCGCAGAACGGCCGCGCUGUGGUGACGCGGCGCUAUGAGGAGAGACGCGAGGACUUGCGCCGAUUUGUGAUUUCUGCGCGAGGGAGCAGAAGACUGUCUCUCCUGCCCGGCCAACCGGUCCCCAGAAUGAAACCGUUUUGCUUCCUGCUCUUUGCAACGACGGUGCUGCAGACGACGGAGGGCCAGAGCCAGGGCCAGGGCCAAAGCCAGAGCCAGAGCGAGACCCAGAGCCAGGGCCUGAGCCUAAGCCAGAGCCUGACCUGCGGUCCGACGAACCGAGGCGGGAAGAGCCUCGGCAGCCCCCGCUGGAAGCCCCAGCUCCCCAGCAGCUGCCGGCAGGCGAGCAGCGCCAGUUCCGCCGCGCUCUGCGACGAACCUGGCGCGGAUUACCCGUGGGAGGCGAUCGACAACUACCUGCGCAGAUCCAGCAGUCAGGCAAAGAAGCGGGCGCUCGCCAGUCGGUCAAGGCCCGCCUCAGGCGCAAAGACCCCGCCCAGGGGCAGCGCCUCCGCACCGAACUCCCCGCGUGGGAACGGCGCCGCAGAAGAGAGCACCCUUCGCGCGGACAGCGGCACUGCCCCGAGCACGCCGCGAGUGACCUCUGACCUGGCCGACGGAGCGGCGGCGCCGGGCUUCCCGCCAGGAGACUCGAGCGGCGGCGUGUCGAACAGUCUGCGGAGACGGCGCGGGCGCUCCGCCGUCGCCGUCGCCACGGAGAAUGUGCGGGAGAAGAAGGACAUCGGGCCGCCGCCAGGUAAUUGGGAGGCAUCCGGAGACGGCCUCGAUGAUCUCGUGGACGAAGAGGUGCUGGCGACCGACACGACAUCUAUCGGCGACAUGACGGACCUGACGUUGAUCGACGAAUCUGUAGAGGGCAGUGGCGUUGGGUUGAGCGAGGGUGUCUCAAAGAGCCCGGAGAUAAAUGCCAGUGAGGAGGAGGAUAUGGCCAUCCUGGUUUCGUUCUUCACCGACCAUUCCAGUGAAAUCGUGACAAAAGAGGCCCUCAAAGACAUACUGGAGUUUAGAAAGGCUUUUGAGAAGGUAGAUUCAAUUACGGAAGCGACCCCAACGCCGACCGCAGGCUCGGAAGGGCCGACGACCUCACGUAACGGCCUUAUCGUCGGGCCCACGACCUUAAAGCCGUCGACACUGACCACCAAGAGCCCUUCUGACACGGAAACGAACACACAGAACCUACCCUCCGAAGUGAGCUACUACCAACCGACGAGACAGUCGACGCACGAUCCGACGACUCCGACGUUCACCGACGCGCCGACCGCCGACUCCGACAGCCUCGCUUCCACGCGGCCCAUUAAGAGAUCGCCGGCGCCGGUCCUGCCCCCCGCCGAGAGACUGGUGGCACGCCCGCCGAGCAUAGUCGAGUUUAACCGCAGGACGUCGACGUUUCCAGCGCGACAGCGCGUGACCACCCGCCGAACACCGCCGCCGCGGCCAACCACCUGGGAGCCGGAGCUGGACGGCUUCACCGAGCUGGUGUACGUCACUGACACCUACCGGCAGCACGGUGAAGCGAACGUUACCAAGGUCACCGCCUGGGAGACUGUGCGGCAGACAACCUCGUUUCCGCCGCGGCCGUCCAUGCCGACGCCGACAACGACGCCGACACCGACGCCAGAUCCGUACACAGAGUCGGCCUGCAGCUACCGGGAGGAAGUACGCUCCCCAUUCUUCGCCAGGAACACUCGAUACGAGUGGAAGACCCUCAUCAACAUGCCCAACUACGAGACCUUCAUCCACAUGGAGCAUUGUGUGGAGGAGCAGUCUCAGGGUCGCUGCGCCGCCGGCUGCCGCUGUACGCAAAAGUACACUGUGCGCACCAUGCCCGUCUAUGACAGGGACAGCAACGGCUGCGACACCAUCUACAUGGACAAGUUCCUCUUCCCGUCGCACUGUGACUGCAAGUGCCUGCCAGUCACGCAUCUGUUCCACGCCGGCCGGCGGCCGACGUCGGCGCUGCCAUCUGUUGAGCGACCGCCGAAGCCCAGCUUUGCGCGGCCGCCACCAGGGGAGUUCGGCAGGGAGCAUGAGUGGGUGAGGGAAAGAGAGCGAGAACGAGGGAAGGAGAGGGAGAGGAACCAGGAGAUGGAGAUGGAGAUGGAGAUGGAGAGGGAGAGGGAGAGGGAAAUGGAAAGAGAACGGCAGCGUGAGCGGGAGAAGGGAAGAGAGAGGCAACAGGAGCGAGAGAGGGGAAGGGGCAGAGAGAAGGAGCGGGCCGACCCACCCGACGGCUACCGCCCGUCGCCUGCUGUCGCUCGGCCGAGGGCGCCCAGCCGGCGGCGGCCGGCGGUGAUCGUGCCGCCGGAGGCUGAGAAGCCGGUGCCGCCGCGCGUUCCCAUCGUGCCCUCGGACGCGCCCGUGCUGAACCACAGGAACUGGCAACGCGGACCACAAGACACGCCGCCCGACCACCGGCAACGACGCGCUGUGAGCCGGUAGGCGACGCUGCCGACAUCUACCGGCAGAAAGUGACACUGGGGUUUUGGCUGUGCUGCGUUGCGGUGGCGCUAGCGGAAGCGACGUGUGAACAGUGGUACGGCUGGCUAUUGGUUGCCAUCAUGGACAAACCCUCAAAUGCGAGGAAUCCCAUGGGAACGCUAUGUCGUGCGAUACUCGCGAGUCAUUAGACGAUGCCUCCGCCAAAGCCAGACAAUGAGUGCGUCGGCAGUAUGGCACGCUUGUGAAGUGCACGUGGCGAUCGCACGGUCCAGGUGAUGAUAACGCCUACCAGAUCACACCCUGUGCCGGCGUGCCGCGACGACCAUGACGUGAUCCAAGCAGAAGAAUCAGGCGAGCAGUCAGCUGAACCGAAAAUGCGCUGUGUCGUAGGAAGGCGGGCACAAAUGAUGCUUCGUUGGCCGUCGGCUGCGACCACGCGCAACUUUUAAUCGAGUGUGUGUGGACAGUGCGCCGACGAGUGGUUCCUCCCGGAUUUCGGGGGAGAGAUGCCAAACAUGUGCCAGGCUGAUGUAGCGUCGGCCUGUCCAGAGUGCCUCGCGCUAUGCGCUUUCCGCCGCACGUACUGCGCGAAGGCACCUGGGCCAGUUGUCUUCACAAUGUAUCCCCGCCCGGCAGCGUGCGAGAUGCAGAGUGCUCUGUUUCUCGUCAUCACUAAUUAUCCGCUGUCCGAUGAAUGCGUGAGUAUUGACAUCGCUAGUCUGUGUGGAACAAACGCGCGGGGUCGGAAUCCGAAGCGCUGUCCAUUCUCUCGCCAAAGCAGCUCUGUUAUCGAAGGCCCAAGUGCUGCAUGGGGCCGGCGCCUGUCCGUCACGCUGUCUGUGCUCCCGCGCCCCCUGCAUCCCUGGGUCUACCUCCUCGUACCCCUGGGCGUAGUUCCCUGUCCUCUAGGUCAUCCUAGGGACAAUAUGAGCCAGCAAGUGACUGGUGAAGCAGACCUGGGGGGCGGCAGGUUGAUGAGGCCCUGCGGUAGCCAA